Messenger RNA from Phytophthora sojae, 1596 nucleotides. RefSeq lists its product as hypothetical. The transcript has a single exon. Gene Ontology annotation, cellular component: axoneme; mitotic spindle. The record is from RefSeq and is a predicted model, not a curated record. Gene Ontology annotation, biological process: cilium-dependent cell motility; mitotic cytokinesis; mitotic spindle organization. Lineage: Eukaryota; Oomycota; Peronosporomycetes; Peronosporales; Peronosporaceae. The coding region runs from base 1 to 1596 and encodes 531 amino acids. Gene Ontology annotation, molecular function: alpha-tubulin binding.
AUGGCUUCCACCACGACGCCCAAGAACACGCUGCUCGGAGCGACCAACUAUGAGCCGCGGCUGCGAUCGCACCUCAAGCCGCAGCGCUUCAAGCUGGUCCAGAAAACUCUGCGCUUGGACAGCACGCUGAACCAGAUGAACCCUCUGACGACGCGCCUGGACCUGCGUGACCCCGAACGCUUCGAGACCACGGCCAGCGACAUCGGCAAGAUGGCGGGCGACCACCCGGAGGAGAGCAAGUUCGCGCCCCAAAACGUCCAGAAGGUGCUGCGGUUCCACACGUUCUACGUGGAGAGCGUCGACGAGAGCAACCUCGAAGUUGUGCGGCUGCGCAAGAACACGAUCCUGCUCUACCUGCACGACGAAACCUUCGAGAUCAUCGAGCCCCGAGUGCCCAACAGCGGUAUCCCGCAAGGGACGUUCCUCAAGAGGUGCAAGCUGCGGCGUCCUGACGGCGAGUUCUACUCGUCUGCUGAUCUGCAUCUGGGGUUCGACUUGCACGUCUUUGGAAGAAGCUUCAAGCUGUACGACUGCGACGAGUUCACGAGGGAGUUCUACGCGCAGAGAGGGGAGGACGUGGGCUCCCCACUCCCGCUGCCCAAGGACGAAUACACGCUCACUCGGGACCAGAUCACGCGCAUGUGCGGCGGCGACCACGAGCACUUUUACGGCAAGCAGCGGUAUCCGCUCAAGACGUACAUGGAGGCGUCGCUGGGCAACCCCAUCCGCUCCCGCCUGCAGUCGGAGAAGAAGCGCAAGUUCCUGGCCAACAACCGCAAAGUGCUGUGCUUCCACUGCGAGUACGACGUGCGCGACCAGCUCUACGGAGACCUCAUGUCGUACACGCUCGACUACUUCCUGGAGGACGACACGAUGGAGUUGAAGGAGGUCUCGCGCCCCAACAACGGGCGCGACCCGUUCCCGCUGCUGCUUCGUCGCGCGCGGCUGCUCAAGGACUGGCAUCAGAACCUGACGGACGAGCAAGACCGCGGCGUCGAAGAGCCCACGAGCGCCGACAGCUACUACAGCGAGACGGACCUGUACGUUGGCGCCGUGCUGAACGUGUUCGGGCGAGACAUGCGCCUUGUGGACGCCGACAAGUACACGCGCGACUACUACCAAAUGGCGUGGGGGCGCGUGCUGGAGCCCGCGAUGCCCACGAAGGUCGAGAAGCCCGUGUUCCCCAAGCCCGAGCCGGCGCCGUACAACGGCUACGGCACGGAGGAGGACUCGCUGGGCUCGUGCCACUCGCUGUGUCCCAAGCCGCCGCGCAAGGACUUCAAGAAGAUGGCCGAGUUCGACCGCAUGCUGCUGCGCUUCCGGGCGCGCCUCAUCUCGAGCCGCAAGGAGCAGCAGCAGCGCCGCUUCAUCGUCACGUACUUCCUCACGGACGACACGCUGGCCAUCUACGAGCCGGAGCUGCGCAACUCGGGUAUCGUCAACGGCAAGUUCCUCGAGCGCGGCGCGUACAAGAGCCCCGAGGGCGUGCGCUACGUGCUCGAGCACUUUGUCAUCGGCGCCGAGCUCGUCUUCAGCUCGCACCGCUUCCAGCUGCUCGACGCCGACGAGUACACCAAGAAGUUCCUCGCCUCCUAG